This is a messenger RNA of Phlebotomus papatasi, 1572 nucleotides long. RefSeq lists its product as uncharacterized. The coding region runs from base 1 to 1572 and encodes 523 amino acids. The transcript has a single exon. Gene Ontology annotation, biological process: DNA integration. Gene Ontology annotation, molecular function: nucleic acid binding. NCBI's taxonomy places the organism in Eukaryota, Metazoa, Arthropoda, Insecta, Diptera, Psychodidae. The record is from RefSeq and is a predicted model, not a curated record.
AUGAACGCCCGAAGUUACUUAGAAGAUUUGGUUCAUGUUCACUCAUCGUUAUUGAAGUGUCAGAGGAUCGUGGCCUACGUCUGCAGAUUCCGUAAGGCUUGCGGCAAAAGAGUUCCGGUGGAACGGGGCCCAAUUUCUUCAUCUGAGUUGGAUAACGCAUUGAAGCACUUAAUCCGUCUCGAACAGUCUUCUGCCUCUGAUGGACUGGCGGAUGCCAUUCGUAAAGGAACUGUUGGAUCAUCCUCCAAGUGGAAACAUGUCUCCAUUUUGUUUCCGUUCAUCGAUGACAGCGGACUUGUCCGAGUAGGCGGCCGCUUACAGAAUUCUAAAGAGUGUUUCGACGCUAAGCAUCCUAUUCUGUUGCCCCGAGGAAGAUUGGCAGAACUCAUAGCCAUUCACGAACACCGAAAACUGCUGCAUGCUGGCCCACUCACUCUUCUUGCCAAUCUUCGGCAGAAAUUUUGGCCUAUCGCUGGACGUUCUCUAGUGAAACGAGUGUACAGAAGCUGUGUUACCUGUACACGAGCUCGUCCGCGACCUGAAUCUCAACUCAUGGGAAAUUUUCCGGCAUCUAGGGUGACAUUCCAAAGGCCAUUCUGCUUCACUGGCAUCGACUAUGCGGGACCAAUUCCAAUCCGCACUUCUCAAAAUCGAAAUGCUGCGAAGAGAAAUGCUUAUCUGGCCAUCUUCAUUUGCAUGACCACUCGCGCCAUACAUAUUGAAGUAGUCAGUGCUCUCUCUACAGAAGCCUUUAUGGCUGCUCUCAAGCGCUUCGCAGCCCGUCGAGGAACCCCGAAGGUCAUUCAUUCUGAUUGUGGACGUAACUUCGUGGGUACCAGCCGCGAACUCAAGGAUCUCAUGGGUUCACCAGCGUUCCAAGAGGAAUUGGCUUCUCACAAUCAACACCAUCAAAUCGAAUGGAAGUUCAACCCUCCUUUGGCUCCCCACCAAGGCGGAUUGUGGGAAGCUGGAGUGCGCUCCAUCAAGUACCAUCUUAAGCGCACUGUCGGAACAACUGCUCUCACCUUUGAGGAGCUCAUCACUGUCCUUACUCAAGUGGAGGCGGUGUUGAACAGUCGCCCCAUCGGCCUGGCCUCGGACAACCCGAAUGAACAGGAAAUCCUCACGCCUGGACAUUUCCUUGUGGGAUCCAACAUCACUUCACCUCCUGAUCCUGAUCUCACCGAGCUCAAUGACAAUCAGCUCACUCGUUGGCGUUUGUGUCAGCAACGCUUCCAGCACUUCGCCAAUCGCUGGAGACGCGAUUACCUCAACACUCUACAGCAACGGUCGAAGUGGAAGGUGCCGCAGAAAAACCUACAAAUAGGCCAAGUAGUGCUGACCCUGGACUCCACGUCUUUCGGAGAGAAAUGGAUUUUAGGAAUUGUGGAAGAUCUCCACCCGGGCAUUGAUGGACGAGUAAGGGUCGUGACUAUCAGAACUCCCAAGGGACUUUAUCGACGAUCAGUGAAUAAGUUAGCCCGUUUAUUCACUGAGGAUGCUUCUGAACCAUCUGGUUCCAAUGGUUCAGCCAGGGGAGCUUAUGUUCAAAAUUCAAAUGAAAACAUUUGA